ACAGGUGCUAGACGGGCAGGACGACUUGAAGUCGAAUACGUCGACAAGUCAUCCUACUACAUAGAAGCGUACCCACAGAAAAUCACGUACGGAGAAAUGAUGAAGUCGAUGAAUGACCUGUGCACCAACUCCCAUGAGCUGCUGACCACCAUCCUCGGCACAGGUGACGAACAGACGACGUAUACCUGUGACUACUCCAACAAUUCACUUGGCCUCUACUACCCUCAGAAAGGCGAUGACUGCUUGCAUACCAUCCUAGACAUCCUUCGCCGUUUGUUCCCUGUUUUGUCAUUCCUGCACAGCCAGUGUAGCUUCGGCGCAUCUGACAUGGGCUGGGCAGACUGUCGCUACGGCAAAGAUAUACCCACGACCAAAUCGCAUUGUAGCAAAGAAUCAAAGAACAAAGCAAAGUGCCAGGCAGAGUGCCAACCAAACUACCAACCAAAUUGCCAACCUACGUCGCCAUUAAUGUGCUACCUUGGUGACAGCUUGCUUGGUUGCCUGCCACACCAAGUUGGUUCCAUUGGUUGUGGCUAUAAAUGUGCUACGUGUCCUAGUGGUAAACCAGGAAUGCCCUGUUUGACACCUCUAGGCUUCCGUAGUUUCUCUGGUUCUACAAAGACAGGCAGCGAUCUGUGUGAAGUUGUAAGUAAAUUCUUCGGCAGACAUGUCGCAUCAUGCCUCUUCAGCCUCGUUUCAAAGCCUCCAUCAACGCUGCCAGAGCACUUCGGCUUCGCUUUAUCGCUUGUUAAGAAGUGGGAUGACCAUGGCAAACAUCUAAUAAGAACAGGUAUUGAUAACGCUAUCACCGACCGUUCUAUUGCCCUCUACGAUGAUGCCAGCCAGCUGACCAACGCGCUGAGUGAUGCUUAUGGUAGCAGCCAGAGUGGUAACCACGCAACAAAACAUACUACUAAACUUGCUGACGGCAGUGAAAAUGAAGUCAAAAAAGGUGACCUCUGUAGUCUCGCAAUGUCCACCGCAUGUUCUGGCCAAAAUGUCUACUGCGCCCCGUACCUGUAUGCCUUAUGCGCCGAUCAAUACACUUACCUUGCCAAGACGCAAUGUAAGACGUACUUGUCAUGGGCAGUGUAUUUGCCAUGGACGUUCUGGAAUUAUCUCAAUUCCCUGUACAACUCGUUCAGGGACAUCUACUGCCAAGAUUGGGGAUGUCGUACCUGUCUGCGUGCGGACACUUGUAGGCGUGGUCAACAUGGUCUCGUUAACGACAAAACAAAAGCGCCGAAUUGCCACUGCUACAGUAUCGUAGAGUGCAAGGGUGCUAUGCCUACGUUGUAUAAGUACGGUUUUACGUUUGGUGCUCCAGCAGCUUUGAACGCGAAGGAUGGCAAGAAGACGUGUACCAAUUUCAUGGAGCAGUUGUACAACGUACUGCGGUCAACGUAUUUCAAAACGUUGUUCCGAGAGUGCGACAUGUUCUUGUGGAGAAUCCGUGAACCAUUCUCCUACCUUGUCCUAGCCCUCUGGCUCCUCUCUGUCCUGUACCUGCUCCACAUCAUGGUCAUCCGCCUAGACCUCCUCCACAUCAAAUCGCAUUUGCACUCUCCCUCAUCACAUCGCAUCGCUGCUCAAUCACUCCUUGCUGCUGGACGUGUUAACAAGCUUAACAGGGUGUUUUACCUGCAACCGUAA
This is a messenger RNA of Babesia bigemina, 1653 nucleotides long. RefSeq lists its product as hypothetical. The transcript has a single exon. The record is from RefSeq and is a predicted model, not a curated record. NCBI's taxonomy places the organism in Eukaryota, Apicomplexa, Aconoidasida, Piroplasmida, Babesiidae. The annotation marks the transcript as partial.